AUUAUGGCCAUGCAAAGGCCCAGAGAAAUUUUCCAAUGCUGAUGAAAAAUAUACUCAUCGUGGUAAAGCAGCACUCAUGCUACAGGAAGCCAGCACCAGCCCUUUGAACUUUGAGGGUGACAUUUCCUCACUAAAUGCUGCAAGCGGUUGGAUAGAGAGCAGCAGGGUACUAAGACGUUCAUGAGAAACCGGGAACCGAAAAAUGUGGACGUUUAUUUCCAUUCUGAUUAUACCUGUCACCUUCUGUCACCUGACAAAAGGUGAAAGCCAGAAAGCCUUGCGUUGUACUAGUGAAAAAGCUAGUACAGAUUCCGCGACGCAAGAUGCAUUUACAGAAUACAGAAGUGAGUACUUUGACUUGAAUAGCAGCGUUACUCUGAACUGCUCCAAUAAGACAUGGGCUUCGAUUCUCUUCAUUACCUGGAUGAUAGACAUUGACGGAAAGCAGUGUCAAAUGGCUCAUAGUGAUAACGAUUCUAAACAUGACACAUGUAACGAUGGAAAGAUCCUGCGCAACAACGCAAACGGAGAAACAUACCUGUACAUUCCUCACUUUACAAAACGAGAUGAAGGACGGUAUCAGUGUGAGACAGUGUACAACGGUGGAUCCAGUAAAGUAGUAAUAAAUGUAUCUGCCAAAGGUAAGAAAAAAUUCCCUCAACAGAUAAUGUCACACCCCAGCUGGACAGAGAAUUAUACAGACACACUUCAGCUCCCCAGCAGAAGAAACUUCAAUGUCUGGCAGUGGAUAAUUAUUUAUCUCACCCUAAUCUGCUUUUUAAUGGGCAUUUUUGUUGGACUUUAUGUCUUAAGAAACCAUCUCAGCAAGAUAAGAAAUUGCUGCAAGUUUGGCACGUCAGCUGCCCCCCCACUCCGCCAACCACAAAAACGUUGGUGAAGGUGUGCAAACUGUGGCAGUAGUUGAACCAAAUAGUGAGACUCGGGGGGCGUCGUUAGACCUAUUUUAGGGA
Messenger RNA from Brienomyrus brachyistius, 971 nucleotides. RefSeq lists its product as uncharacterized. The transcript has 6 exons. Bases 203 to 898 code for a protein of 231 amino acids. Gene Ontology annotation, molecular function: signaling receptor activity. NCBI's taxonomy places the organism in Eukaryota, Metazoa, Chordata, Actinopteri, Osteoglossiformes, Mormyridae. The record is from RefSeq and is a predicted model, not a curated record. Gene Ontology annotation, biological process: regulation of neuroinflammatory response.